Molecule: messenger RNA, 363 nt
Organism: Guillardia theta CCMP2712
Lineage: Eukaryota; Cryptophyceae; Pyrenomonadales; Geminigeraceae
Exons: 3
Coding region: 1-363 (120 amino acids)
Source: RefSeq, a predicted model, not a curated record
AUGUUUUGGUCGCAUUGGUCUGCAUCCGAGACCCAGAAGUCGAUCUAUGUAAAUGCUGGAGACAUGAUCCUCAUCCGCAUGAACGAGAACCCAGGGACAGGAUACAGGUGGCAACUCGUCACAGACAGCACGGACGGGUUCAACCAAACCCUCUGCCAGCUGCAGCCUACCUCUGGGUAUGCCGACGGCAUCUACGAACCCUCCACCUCCACCGACGGCUCCGACGACAAGGUCGUGGACGGAGUGGCUCGUCCUUACGUUCCUCCUGGGGCUGGCGAGUGGCCUUACCCCUACCCCUGGGGGGAUCGCCGCUUCGACCUGCGAUGCACUCAAGCUGGAACAACCAUAGUGAAGCUGAGGUGA